AGGUUUAGUAAAAUCUUUAAAAGUUAUCAAAUACCUCCUCUUCGCCAAAUUAUUUUCAUCGACCAAAAAUCCAAUUAACGCUUUCCACUUAAGAAUGCCAUGUGUGUAUGUUUUCGUAGUGUCUUCAAAGUAAACAAAAUAGUUUAGCACCUGACAUUGUUGUCAAAAUGACGUCUUCUAGAUAUUUACACGACUCACGUCAUCUGGAAUUCAAUAUAAAAGAAAAGUCUAAAAUUUUGAGAAGAUAGUUCUAAACUCGAUUUUCCUGUGUUUAGUCUUCAAAAUGCUUCGUUUGAUUAUUCUUCUCCUAGUCGCCCUUCUCGCACUUUCUUCAGCCCAAUAUGGAUAUGGGUACAACUAUGGCUACGGAGCACCAAUGUAUCCUGGAUAUGGUGGAUAUGGUGGAGGACUUCUCGGGCUUCUUAUUGGAAAGAAGUAGGACGGAGAGAGGAAUUAUUUGCUGACUUUCUUUAUUUGAUUGUGAUAUAAUGUACAGAUUUUCGUAAUAAAUAUUAACCCUGAAAU
Molecule: messenger RNA, 525 nt
Organism: Caenorhabditis elegans
Lineage: Eukaryota; Metazoa; Nematoda; Chromadorea; Rhabditida; Rhabditidae
Gene: cnc-11
Product: CaeNaCin (Caenorhabditis bacteriocin)
Exons: 2
Coding region: 284-439 (51 amino acids)
Source: RefSeq, marked reviewed